AUGCGCCUCAAGAAGCUCGCCGAUGAGCUCCGUGAUCUCGGGGAAAAGAUCGGCGAAGAGCUCCUCAUCAGCACCCUCUCCGGCAGCCUCAACGAGGAUUUCGGGAACGCCGCCUCCAACUUCACCCUCAUCCCGGAGCCCACCUUCGCUAAGGUGGUCGCGUACCUCAAGUUGGAGGAGCGCCGGAUGCGGGUGGCGCGGACUCGCGCGACCCACACCGCCCUCGUCGCCGGCACCCGCAGGGGUUUAGCCCCGCCACUGCCACGCCCGACGCCGCCACAGCCGGCGGCGCCCGCCUUCCCGCCAGGUUUCCCGCCCGCCCCGGCCGCCCCCUUCCCGCCGCCCCAGCCGGCGGCCAAUGGGGGGGCGGGGGUCAUCGCGGCGGUCGUCGUGGUGGCCGCAAGCAGGGGGGCGCAUGCGCUCAGGGAGGAGCACCCUGCCCACUGCAGCAGGCUUCUCAGCAGGCCCCGUGCAGCAGGUACCUCUUGUCGUCUCGUCACCGCCGGCCACCGCCGGCCCUUCGACGACUUCGUCGGCCGACUCGGGCGCCGCGGGAUCGGGCGCUGCUGGCUCGGCCGCUUCUUCAGCCACCUCGACGCCAGCCGCCUCGCCGACCCCGACACCGGCCACCUCGCCGGCCCUGACGCCGGCCUCCUCGCCGGCUACGAUGCCAGCUACCUCGCCGGCCCUGACGCCGGCCUCCUCACCGGCUCCGACGUCGGCCGCCUUGCCGGCCCCGACGCCGGCCGCCUCGCCGGCUGCCUCGUCGGUGGCUCCGACGGCGACGCCUGGCCCAGUCACACGCGCUCGUACCGGCGUUCAUCGUCCGAGCCUCCGGAAGAGUUCGAUGCUCUUCAACGGAACCGCACAUGGACACUGGUUCCCCGGCCUCCUCGCGCCAACGUCAUCACCGGCAAAGAAUAUCUCAACCUAGCUAGAAACUUCGUCACUUCAAGUAGGGAAACAGAGAAUAUCUCAACCUUGCUAGCCCUGUGCGCCUUCAUCGCCGUCGCCGAUGCUCAGGCGAAGGCGCCAGUGGACCCCGCGCUGCCGAAGAACUCCCACAUGAUCCACCCGGGCCGGUUCGGUAAGAGGGACCAUGUGCUCUCCUGCGAUGACACCAAGGACGGGAAGAACCCCUGCGUCGCCACCUGCGACAAGCGCUGCCCCAACGAGUGCAUCGUUAUGUGCCCAGGUUGCAAGACCUACUGCUUGUGCCACUUCUACCCCGGCAUGUCGUGCGGGGACCCACGCUUCACUGGUGCCGACGGCAACAACUUCUACUUCCACGGCAAGAAGGAUCAGGACUUCUGUGUCCUCUCCGAUGCCGACCUCCACAUCAACGCUCAUUUCAUCGGCAAGCGCAACCCCACCAUGAGCCAUGACUUCACCUGGAUCCAGGCUCUAGGCAUCCGCUUCGCCGACCAUCAGCUGUAUAUGGGUGCCCAGAAGACCAUUGAGUGGAACAACGACAUUGACCGCCUAGAGAUGGCCUUCGACGGAGCAUCUAUUGAAAUCCCUGCCAACCUUGGUGCCAAAUGGGAGUCUGACAUCAUUCCAGGGUUGACCGUCACUAGGACUGCUGUCACCAACGGUGUGAGGGUGCAGCUCCAGGGAGUGUUCGAUAUCAUGGCUAAAGUUCUGCCCAUCACUGAGGAGGACUCCCGCAUCCAUAAUUAUGGUGUGACCAAGGAUGACAGCCUUGCACAUUUGGACAUCGGGUUCAAGUUCAACAACCUUACUGACGAUGUCCACGGCGUGCUAGGGCAGACCUAUCGCUCCGAUUACGUCAACAAGCUUAGCGUGAGUGCUAACAUGCCGGUCAUGGGUGGUGCUACUAGGUAUGUCUCCUCUGGCAUCUUUGCCACUGACUGCGAAGUGGCAAGGUUUGGCCACCAUGUUGGCAUCUCCAUGGUUACUGCUCAGGCUAACUAA
Messenger RNA from Triticum dicoccoides, 1935 nucleotides. RefSeq lists its product as uncharacterized. The record is from RefSeq and is a predicted model, not a curated record. The coding region runs from base 1 to 1935 and encodes 644 amino acids. The transcript has 6 exons. Lineage: Eukaryota; Viridiplantae; Streptophyta; Magnoliopsida; Poales; Poaceae.